Messenger RNA from Drosophila serrata, 1442 nucleotides. It is a transcript of the gene Mur18B, whose product is annotated as Mucin related 18B. Lineage: Eukaryota; Metazoa; Arthropoda; Insecta; Diptera; Drosophilidae. Gene Ontology annotation, molecular function: chitin binding. Gene Ontology annotation, cellular component: extracellular region. The record is from RefSeq and is a predicted model, not a curated record.
ACGUGGCCACUGGCAACGAUGACGAUGCAAACGACAACCACCACAACAAGCACCACCUUUACAGUGCGCAAGAUGACCAGCCACCGGAUCUCCAAGCUGUCCACCAUUCUGCUGCUCUGUGCCGCCCUGCUGCUGACCAAGUCCUGCGGCAUUGUGGCCCUCAGCGGUGACGGCAAUGGAUCCGCCAGCUCGGGUCAGGCCGUGGCCCAGGCAGAGCCCUGGAGUGAUGCCACCACCACCACACUUCAGCCGGAAGAAGAGGGCAGCGGCGGCUGGGAGACCACCACUGAGCUGGCCAAUGAGGAGACAACCGAAGCUUCGGCCAAUGAGGAGAAUCCUACGACACUAUCGCCUGAAGAAACCACUCAGCCUGAAGAGACCACUCAAGCGGAGAUUGAUAAUGAGACAACCACCUCGGCUGACCAGGGAGGUUCUGGCAAUGGUGAGACCACCGCACCAGCUGAACAGGAGACCUCCUCCAGUGGCUCUGGCGAUGGAGAGACCACCACCGAUGCACCGGAGAAUUCCUCUUCCACAUCAGCACCCGAGGAAUCUUCCACCUCAGCACCCGAGGAAUCCUCCUCCUCAGCACCCGAGCAGUCCUCAUCCAGCGUGGCUCCAGAGAGUUCAGCCGCUCCCGAGGACACAACCACCUUGGAGCCAGAGACGACUAGCAGCUCCAGUUCCAGUUCCAGCGUAGCUCCGGACACCACUAUUGCACCCACACCUCCCAUCUUUACGUGCCAGUCGGCUGGACUCUUCCCUGACAUCACUGGCGACUGCCAGCGUUAUCACAACUGCCUGUUGAAUCCUGUGCUGCACCAGCUCCAGGAUGUGGCGCUGACCUGCCCCCCUCUGACCGUUUUCUCGGCAAACCUCGGACGCUGUGUGCGCGAUGUGGCCGAGUGCCCGGAUGAUACCUUCCAGUGCCCGGCUGUGGGACGAUUUGCUGGACACGAUGAUACCUAUUACUACAGCUGCGUGGCCAGUCUGCAGGGUGGCUUCCACAAGUUUGUGGUGCGCUGCUCCAGUGGCCAGCGAUUUGAGGCAAUGAUUGGAGGCUGCUGGCGAUACGAUUGGACCCAGAUUGUGCCCGGUCAGGAGGCUACCGAGAUUAGCGAUUUGGCGGCCAUUAAGAGGGAGCUGAAGCAAUACAAGGCCGAGGAGAAGUUGCGCCUGAAGGCCCAGAAGCAGCAGGAGAAGCUGGCCAGGAAGCAGCAGAAGCUGGAGGAGAAGGCCGCCAAGAAGGCGGCCAAGGAGCUGGCCAAGCAGCAGGCCAAGGCUGACAAGGACAAGGCCAAGGGCGAGUCCAUUGAGAGUGCCGAGUCCGCGGAGUAGACUUCAAACACCUAAAACUCCUCUUCUAUGUUGGUCCCUUGCUCUAGUCUAGUGAAAUUAUCUUUUUCCAGCUUCUGUAUUUUUUUCUUCUUAUAUUUUAUCCU